Molecule: messenger RNA, 2130 nt
Organism: Aspergillus saccharolyticus JOP 1030-1
Lineage: Eukaryota; Fungi; Ascomycota; Eurotiomycetes; Eurotiales; Aspergillaceae
Product: 6-phosphofructo-2-kinase PFK26
Exons: 2
Coding region: 1-2130 (709 amino acids)
Biological process (GO): fructose 2,6-bisphosphate metabolic process; fructose metabolic process
Cellular component (GO): cytosol
Molecular function (GO): ATP binding; 6-phosphofructo-2-kinase activity
Source: RefSeq, a predicted model, not a curated record
AUGUCCCAACACACAGAUAUUGCGCGUUCGGCCAUCAUGACCUGCGCCUCAACUCCCGAGCAUAAACGCGAUGGGAAAUCCACAGGAAUCCCGUCGCAGUCGGGUACCGGGAAAGAUGCGACUCUUAUGCCUCCGCCGAAAUCGUUGGUCGGACGAGCGCUAGGGAAUGAACUGCAUUCCUCCGAUGCCCACAAGGGAUCCCAAGCCUCCAAGGAUGGUGUCGGGUUCGCCCUAACAGACACUCCGGUUUCUACCGCACCCUCGUCUCCACAAUUUCCCGCCAGCUCAUCAACCCCAAACCUCCCCGGUCGCGUGCGUGCAACCACACUCGACAUCCCCGGUCUCACCAAAUCGAAGGUCUCCCCCGAUGGACGAAUCGCCCAGCGAGAUGUUGGAUCCAAGCUGGUCAUUGUCAUGGUUGGCCUUCCUGCUCGAGGAAAGAGUUAUGUCACCAAGAAACUGGCGCGGUACCUGAAUUGGCUGCAGCAUGACACUGAGAUCUUCAAUGUUGGUAAUCGCCGUCGUGUGGCUGCUGGGAAGUCGCCAUCUGUCGCGGGGCGCCGUCCUAGCCAUCGGGCCAGCGUCAUCCACAGUGAACUUGUCGAUUCUGUCCGACGUCUAAGCGUCAGUGUUGGCACCUCGAACCAGCCCUCGCGUAAGGAGAUCCCCCGCCCCGAAGGUGGUACCUCAGCCGCUCCCCAAGAUGCGGUGUCGUCGCCCCCCGAACUUGACACCAAGCUUCCACCUCCCGCGUGUCCCACCAAAAUCUUGGUCAACGGCAAGGAGGAGGAUCCCUUACAAAACACGAUUGUGCCUCCGGCCAAUGCAGGCCUUGAAGACCAAGAGGCCAUGCGCGAAGCAUCCCCUGAGCCCAUUGAUCAGUCCGCCAAUUUCUUUGACCCCCAAAACCAACUUGCCGUUAAACUCAGGGAACAGGUGGCUCUGGACACCCUAGACGAGCUACUGGAAUACAUCCUCGAAAAGGGAGGGAGUGUUGGUAUUCUAGAUGCCACGAACAGUACUAUGGAGCGUCGGAAGACGAUCGUCGAGCAUAUUCGCCGGCGCGCCGGCACGGAGCUUAACAUUCUUUUCUUAGAAAGCAGCUGUGUGGACCAAGAGCUUUUAGAGGCCAACAUGCGCUUGAAGCUUUCUGGUCCUGAUUAUAAAGAUCAAGAUCCUGUUAAGGCCCUGGCAGAUUUCAAGCAGCGUGUUGCUCUUUAUGAGAAAUCCUAUGUUCCUUUGGGCGAUUAUGAAGAGAAGAACAACAUGGCCUUCAUUCAGAUGAUCGAUGUCGGACGCAAGAUUGUGGCCCACCAGACGCAUGGUUUUCUUUCCUCGCAGGUUGUGUACUACCUUCUCAACUUCAACCUUUCACCUCGUCAGAUUUGGAUUACGAGACAUGGUGAAAGCAAGGAUAACCAGCUGGGUCGCAUUGGCGGUGACUCCGAACUCAGCGAGAACGGCCACCGAUAUGCUAAGGCAUUGACUCGAUUCAUUGACCACCAACGGCGACAAUGGGAGCUUAUUCAAAGACAGAAGGAGAUGCUUCGACACCUACCGCCCCGCGCUGGCGACAGCACUCCUCCUAACCCAUCAUAUAUUCCGUGUGAUCGACCUCGCAACUACUGCGUCUGGUCUUCAAUGAUGCAACGCUCUAUUCAAACUGUGGACUACUUCAACGAAGAUGACUAUGAUGUGAAGCAGAUGAAAAUGCUUGACGAGCUCUACGCUGGUGAGAUGGAGGGUAUGACCUACGAUGAGAUUCGUGAGAAAUUCCCUGAAGAAUACCAAGCUCGUCGCAAGAACAAGCUUUUCUACAGAUACCCCGGGCCUGGCGGUGAGGGUUACAUGGACGUGAUCAACCGUCUUCGCGCUGUGAUCAUUGAGAUGGAGCGGACAACCGACCACAUUCUCUUGGUCACACACCGGUCUGUGGCGCGCGUUCUACUGGCAUACUUCCGUGGUCUGAAGCGCGAUGAAGUCGCCUCCCUGGAUGUACCCCUGGGCAUGCUUUAUAUGUUGGAGCCUAAGCCGUAUGGUGUGGAAUUCAAGGCUUAUCGUUACAACGCGAAGACAGACUGGUUCGACUACAUCCCCGACUUCAAACUGCAGCAGUCCAGCGUCUACUAG